AUGCCUGUUCAACCAUCCCAAGCUCCGGGGAGGGGUCAUGCCGGUUCCGUGCAAUCUGCUUCAUCUAACACAUCCAGAAAUGAUGACUCGGGUUCUGGUGGAGACAACAAGCUAAUGCGCUUUAUAACAGCUGAAACUCCCGCUCGCCGGCGCCUUCAAAAAGCCGCAUCAACCAAUUUCCAUAUAAACUCUACAAACAAUCUUGAUUCUCAGUUCUCUAGGGGGGUCGCAAGUCCCCGCGUCGAAGAAAAGAGUCGCAGGCGGUUAUCCAUUCGAGGCCAUGCGCCUCAGGGGCCUCGUCCCCAAGACGCUUCGCGUUGGAGCAAACCAUCUGGCGGCUACUUCCACUCCGAAACUUCAUCAAUCGAAUCCAAUGAUCCCAAAGGUUACAAUCUCCGAUCCACAAGCGUGGGUAAUUUGGCGAAGCAUGAUCCAAGCCAAAUUGCCCCGGAUAACAUGGACUUCUUGGCGCCGAUCAACUUCGAUGACUUCCACAACAGCAUUAUGGCGGAACCCAGCCUAAAUCAUUUCCCCAUGCCUGGAAACGGAGGUACCGGGUCUGAGAAUAGAGACUCCGGACUUUCAACCACCAGCUCCUGGACCAACCAUAGUUACGAGAGCAAUAUUUCGGAUCGUACGAGAGCCGCCGCUGCUCGUCGGAAAAGCGAAGUAUCGCGCCUCAACGGCCAACAUCCCACAGUGCCGGGUUUAUCAGCAACCUCUGCCAACACCAGAUCGCGCCGCCAAAGUCUUGCACAACCCUCGACUAAUAAUGCUCAUGCGGUGACUGCUGCGACGCGGAGCUCCCGCAAGUCAAUCAGCUCUGGCGCGUUCGCUCCCACCAGCGCCUCUGCAAGACGCGCCAGCUUAAGUGCCCGCAAGGUUAGCGCCGCCGAUCCAACACGAGCGGAUGCGAGUCCAGACUCAGGUCGAGAAGAGCCCAAAGUUCCCUCCUCGGUUCGAAAUCUCAAGGCAAAAUCAUUCCAGCCUGUUCCUCGCGAACCGCGGGGGACUUAUUUGACGGCGACGGGCUCUGGCUCCGUUGAUCAUACUCGUUCUUCGUCUACGAAUGCUGUUCGUACGCCAGUCAAGAGUGCAUCCGGAAAUCUUGCAACAGUUGCCACAACACCUUCAUCCUCCUCAUCUAAUUCCAAGCGUAUGUCUGUUAUGCCGCAUGCAACUGGCUUAGGCGCCCGCACUAUCAGCCCGACGGAUGCCCGGCGCAUGAAGCGGAUGUCAAUUGCUCCUCCUGCACCUCCUAUGCCACAUACCCCACCCACACAAACAGAGCCCCUUCCCAUUCGACCUUUAUCGUCGACCCAAUCCCCAUCUUUCCUCCCAAGAAAAAGCGUCACUCCAUCCUCUAACCGGACCACGCCAGAUCCGAACCGCAAAUCAUACAGCUCUGGACUAUCCCUGUCAUCCAACACCAGCUACAACUCCGUGCGCAACUCCAGUAGCUCACUACAACCCCGUCUUUCCCAAAAUCUCUCCUCGUCUCGAUUGCCCACCCCGAAGCCACGAACAGAGCAGUCGGCAUCCAACACGGACGAAGAAGUACCCCCUGUUCCCGCAAUUCCCAAGGCCUAUGAAUCCCCGAAGGCUGAACUCGAUGCACCUAUCUUUCCUGCGCCAAGAAAGUCCAGUCUACCGGUGGAUAUUAGCCAAUUGCAUAUUGCGCGGGAUUCCCACACAGAAACCCAUGGCCAACUCAGUACAACGGGUGAUGAUAACGACUUUACGAAUGGGCGAAUAACGAAAACACCUGAGUCGCGGACGCGAACCUCAACAGUCUUGGGUCGCAAGGGCUUACAGCCUUUGAAGCUACCGCCUUUGAACCUUCUUCCACUUGGAACUCCAAUGACAACCAAGAUCGAGGCACUGAAAGACCGAGAAGCAGAAGAGCGGAAAUCACACACGCCUUCUAACCAGGUCACCUCCAAGACUCCAAGCACGCCAAUGACUGCAUCAAAGGCGUCAGCUAAUUUCUGGAAUUACCAUGAUGACGAGGAUAGAGCGCCUGCCACUCAAGUUCGCAGCAGCACUUCUCAUUUCGCAAUAAGCUCAAGCUCUACGGCGGCGGCCUUACGAGCAGCUAGCAGCACAAGUGCCUUUGAGUCCCUCGAUACUACUCCUAGUGCCAACCGAAACAUCUCCCCUUACGCGUCAUACACAUUACCUAAGAGUAGUAGCGAGUUUAAUGCUCUCCGCCACCAGGCCAGUGGGGAUUAUUCCAAUAACCGAGCAUCGCAUUCCUACAAGUUGACCGGUCCACGCCCUCAGACGCAAAGUGCGAUCUUCACUCCUGCUACCGAGCGAUUGAGUCAAAUUUCGACGCCCUCUGAGCCUGAAAGUACUGGCACGCGUACCUCUCUUCGAGACCGACUCAAUGUGGUUCGGGUUCGCAGCAAUUCCAAGGCGGCGCAACCGUCUGACUUGGACACUGAUUCUGCCAAAUAUGACCAUAUGCCGCCACCCAAACUCCCGGCCUCCGCGACAUGGAACAAUCUCUCGUCUGUAACUUCCACUAGUCCCAGCAUCAAAACGUCUUCUUCUUAUCUCAAGCCGCGCCGUCAAUCUUCCAUCUCCAGCAUCACGAAACAGCCUGCCGGGCGCAAGCCAAGUGUCAGCAGCGAGAAAAGCAUCCCCUUGGAGCCAACUCGGUCCAAUGAUUCCGCGGCGAGUGGUGACCCAUUACAAGCUCGUUCGAGCAGUGCAUACAUGUCCCCGGUCCAUAAACUCAUCAACUCGGCUCGUUCCAGCACUGCUGCAUCCUCUCGCUCCGUUGAUUCCAAUCUUGAUGCAGAUGUUGUGGUGGCUGAUGAGGAAAUGCGCAGGCUAGGAGCCAAGCGUAAGGAUUUUGAGACUGCAGCCAAAUUCUUGGAUGAAUUGCGUCGUAAAGCAGGACCUAAAGACCGUGUCAAUCCCGCCUCAGCUCUCAAGAUGGCUAACUUGAACAUUUUCGAACGCGGCGAGAUCAUUGACUAUCGGGACAUCUAUUUCUGCGGUACACAGAAUGCCAAGAAACAUGUCGGUGACCUUCACUCGGGUGCUGCGAACUUCGGAUAUGACGAUGACCGCGGUGAUUAUAACAUUGUGACAGGCGACCACCUGGCAUAUCGUUAUGAAGUUGUGGACGUCCUUGGUAAGGGAAGUUUUGGACAAGUUGUACGUUGUGUCGAUCAUAAGACUGGCGACUUGGUCGCUGUGAAGAUCAUUCGCAACAAAAAGCGAUUCCACCAGCAGGCACUGAUCGAGGUCAAUCUUCUCCGCAAGUUGAAGGACUGGGAUCCUGAUCGCUGUCAUAGUGUGGUGAACUUUGUGGAAAACUUUUAUUUCCGUGGUCAUCUCUGUAUCUCAACUGAACUCCUGGGGAUCAAUCUUUAUGAGUUCAUCAAGGCGCAUGACUUUAAGGGAUUCUCACUGAAGCUGAUUCGACGUUUCACCAAGCAAAUGCUUGGCAGUCUUACUCUUCUGCACGCCAAAAAGGUCAUUCAUUGUGAUUUGAAGCCUGAGAACAUCCUCCUUGUCCACCCGAUGAACUCCGAGAUUCGAGUCAUUGACUUUGGAUCUAGUUGUUUCGAAAACGAGAAGGUCUACACAUAUAUUCAGAGUCGUUUCUAUCGUUCACCAGAGGUCAUCCUGGGCAUGUCCUAUGGUAUGCCCAUUGAUAUGUGGAGUGUUGGAUGUAUCUUGGCUGAAUUGUUCACUGGUUAUCCUAUCUUCCCGGGUGAAAAUGAACAAGAACAACUGGCCUGUAUCAUGGAAAUCUUCGGUCCUCCUGAAAAGCACUUGAUUGAGAAGAGCACACGAAAGAAGUUAUUCUUUGACUCUAUGGGCAAGCCACGUCUGACAGUCUCAUCCAAAGGACGCCGACGCCGCCCGAGUUCCAAAGAACUGCGUCAAGCUCUCAAGUGCGACGAUGAAGCUUUCUUGGAUUUCAUUAGUCGAUGCCUACGCUGGGAUCCGACUCGCCGGAUGUCGCCUCACGAUGCACUCAAGCACGAGUUUGUCACAGGUAUCAAGUCUACCAGUCGUUCGAGGAUGUAUGCUCAAACCAACUCCCCUGCUAAGCGCGGCACCACUUCAAGCGGGCGACCUUUGCCUGAGCCUCCCAGUUCAACUCUGAAGACAGGCAGCUUCCUGCGUAACCGUGAUGCAUCUGGUACCUCUCCGGUUAAGGGCUCGGGGAAGCGACAUUCCACCGUCAGCGGUCUUCCACCAUCCAGCCCAGCCAAGCGAGCUUCCAAUAAUUCCACAAGCAGCACUGCGCUACCUCGUGCGUCAGUACGAAGUAUCAGUGGAAAGCCCGAUCUUGCUACCGCGGCAGCAGCGACCAGCUUAGUGAGUUAA
Messenger RNA from Penicillium malachiteum, 4353 nucleotides. RefSeq names its product putative protein kinase. Gene Ontology annotation, biological process: peptidyl-serine phosphorylation; peptidyl-threonine phosphorylation. NCBI's taxonomy places the organism in Eukaryota, Fungi, Ascomycota, Eurotiomycetes, Eurotiales, Aspergillaceae. The record is from RefSeq and is a predicted model, not a curated record. Bases 1 to 4353 code for a protein of 1450 amino acids. The transcript is spliced from 4 exons. Gene Ontology annotation, molecular function: ATP binding; protein serine/threonine kinase activity; protein serine/threonine/tyrosine kinase activity.